UCCUCAUUUCGGUUUUAAUAUUAUAUUCGUAUUAAUAUUUCGCUUUUAAUAUUAGCGCGUUUUAACGGCCGAUUCUGAGGUAACCGCCAACUGCACAUCUCAGCGCGAGACGGCUGUUUUAGAUUCAAAGCUGUUGCGUCAGCACGUCACGUCCUCACUUGUCAGAUCUUGAGGAGAUGCGGAGCGGGGAAAACAAUGAAUCAUAUCUGUCUUCGUGGUUUUAGCAAGGUGUAACACAUCCAGUUUUCACUGAGGCGGCAAGUUGAAAGGCUCGCGGUUAGCAGAGAUUACCGCGUCCUGAGGGGGCGCGCGGCUCGUUGAGUUUAAGAUGAGGAGAUGAGAGAAGCGGCAGCUCAUUCACUGUCAGAUGUCCGACACGCCGCGGCACCCUCUGGCUGGAGUUUGAACGAAAUAAAUUGUAAGGACAUAAAAUGGACUGUUUUGGAUAAAGUGUGGACGUUACUACAUCUGUUUUUCCUGGAUUACUUCUGGAUUUCGAGUUGAAUCAUUUUUAGACGAAAAUCAGAAGCGAUGCGAUGCAAGCAAAGGAUAAAGCGACGCUUAAUUUGCGUAUUUUAAACGAAAUGAUCUGACGACAAUGAUCGUGACGCACAGUGUUUUAGGUUCUUCUCACUCAAAUGUGCUGGAGUUUUUUUUUAUAUCGCACGUAAAAUUAUUGUAUUAAAAGCUAUACAAAUUAUAUCAGGAGCCUGUUUUGAGGCUCGUUUUUUAUGAGUUGCUAGAGUUCAUCUUUUGUGAGAUUGUUCUCUGGAAAGGCAUGUUCCCUGGCUCCACGCCGGUUGGAGCAUCUUUGCGGCUCCGGUCGGGAAGGUUUCGCCUGCGCUGGUGCACAUUUGGACCACAGGGGAGAUGAGAACCGCGUUGAUCCUUUUUCUCUUCUGCUGCUUCUACCUGCUUUCAGCAGCCGCUGAGGAAGCGCCGAUUCCCAAAGAACUGAUCGAGAGACUCUCCCACAGCGAGAUCCGCAGCAUCAGCGACCUCCAGCGGAUCCUGGAGAUUGACUUCGUAGAGAAUGAGGUGGUGGAGGAAGUUAAACAACAAGGCCACCACAAGGAGCAUCUUUACGACAACAGACACCUUAAGAAUUCACUUGCACACUCAAGACGCAAGAGAAGCAUUGAGGAGGCAGUGCCGGCUGUUUGUAAGACACGCACGGUGAUCUACGAGAUCCCGCGGAGUCAGGUGGACCCCACCGCCGCCAACUUCCUGAUCUGGCCUCCAUGUGUCGAGGUGAAACGAUGCUCGGGCUGCUGCAACACAAGCAACAUGCGCUGCCAUCCCUCCAAAAAGCAUCACAGGACUGUGAAGGUGGCCAAGGUGGAGUACGUACGCAGACGGCCAAAGCUCCGGGAGGUGCAGGUGCAGCUGGAGGAUCAUCUCGAGUGCGUGUGCACGUCCAAACAUCACUCCGAGUCCCGCAUGCACACGGAUAAAAGGUGAGCGUGGCACUGGAUGAAAGAAAACAGAAGAGGUGAGUGGCAGCCAUCACAUCCAAUCAGAUAACUGGGACAGCACUAUAGCCGCUGAGCGAUAUCAUCUGGAAAAAAAAGCUGCUCAACCUUGAGCAAGACAAGGGGGUCUUUUUGGAUCACUUUGGACUUUUCAUGCACCUUCAGAAGAGACUCACACAGAGACUUUGCUCCUGGAUUAAAAACUAUGCAGAGGAGAAAAGAGACUGCAGUGACAGAAAGUGGAAACAAAAACUUUUGUGAAGCAGACGUUGGGACUUCAAAAUUUGUUUCCACAACUUUUUAAAUGGAGCAACUAUCGCAACUUUAUUUGUAUAUCAAAAUUUAUUUUCUCCAGCAAAUAUUUGUAUUGUCUUAUUUUUUUAUAACUGCCAGUUUUCUAUCAAGGCUGAUUUUCUCGUAUGUACGACGUAGAAUGAACAAGUACAACAAAACACAAACUACAAUAACUGAUACUAAUAAAAUACAUAC
Molecule: messenger RNA, 1961 nt
Organism: Triplophysa rosa
Lineage: Eukaryota; Metazoa; Chordata; Actinopteri; Cypriniformes; Nemacheilidae
Product: platelet-derived growth factor subunit A-like
Exons: 6
Coding region: 871-1461 (196 amino acids)
Biological process (GO): positive regulation of cell migration; positive regulation of MAP kinase activity; positive regulation of ERK1 and ERK2 cascade
Cellular component (GO): membrane
Molecular function (GO): platelet-derived growth factor receptor binding; growth factor activity
Source: RefSeq, a predicted model, not a curated record